Pongo pygmaeus (Bornean orangutan) is the source of this 5910-nucleotide messenger RNA. It is a transcript of the gene ALCAM, whose product is annotated as activated leukocyte cell adhesion molecule. Gene Ontology annotation, biological process: cell adhesion. The record is from RefSeq and is a predicted model, not a curated record. Lineage: Eukaryota; Metazoa; Chordata; Mammalia; Primates; Hominidae. The transcript is spliced from 16 exons. The coding region runs from base 1701 to 3452 and encodes 583 amino acids. Gene Ontology annotation, cellular component: plasma membrane.
CCAAGAUUUUAUUAUUCUUUAGUGAUGAGAGCUGUGAUCCUGCAUCCCUGAUUUAGAGCCACUCAGGGCUCCGACAGCUCCACCCCGGUGUUCUAGAGGAAAAUCUUCCUUCAUGCUCUCUGCCUCAUUUGAAAGCGACACAGCUUCCCGAUGUUCCGCCUGGGAGGUGGUUCAAUCUUUAGAAAUUGCGUGAGAAGCCUGUCCAUCUGCUGGAGUGCCUGGCUUUCGGAAACGGACCAAGACGGACUUGGCUUUUAAUCUGAAAUAAUUUGAGGAUUUUCUGUCUAUAACUUAAAAUCACCGCUUAACUCAAAGUAAAAAAGUGACACGCUCUCUAGAGGGCUUUUGUAGACAUUGGGAAAAUCCGUGUGACGAAGUACGGUUUAGAAAUUCCGGAUUUAAUUUCCCCCGGGAAAAGCAAAUAUCUUCUGUUGGUACCGGGCAGUCGACUCACGUAGUCUUCCUUUAAAACCAAGUCUAUGGCAGCCGGGUGUGAGGGGAAUGGUGGGGGUGAGCAGGGGGAGGAGAGAGAUUCGAAAAGUACAGGAGGAAUCAGUCCAGUACAGGGGUUGCCCCUGCCAACCAGUAGCUAUUCCUGUUAACUCCCAAGAAGCAAGUUUCCACCUUUGCCACUUCCUCUUGCCCUUUCCUUUUCCCUUCACUCUCGCUCUUGGACCCAAGGUUCGCUCCCCACCGCCACUGCCCUGCCCCACUAUUCUCUUUACAGGACAGAAGGCUGCAGCAGCACGGCGGAGAAAAAUCUCUGAGGAAUGAGUCAGUGGGAUGGGCGUAUGGGUGGAGGAAGAGGGCAGUCGAUUUUUAAACCUCAGCGAGGGUGGGUGGGCAGUUGGAAGCCAGAGGCCUUAUCACUAGGACGCUGCAACAUCACAGAAAGUGUUAGUCCCAGGGCUCUCCCGGGCGCGCGCGGCUCCUGUGCUUGCUUCUUAUUGGCGGACCUGGCCCUGGGGCGGAGCCGCGGCGAAUCCCCGCCCACCCGGGCUCCAGGACAGGGGCACGCGGUUCUCCCUGAUCCCGGAGCUGGGCUCAGGGCUCGGACUCAGUCCUGCAGCGCCUCUAGGCUGCGGAUCCGCGCUUCAACCACCUGCUUUGCGCUGCGUCCGGGGAAGUGGGGAGGAGACGGGAGGGAGGGAGGAGGCGGGGAGAGGAGGAAAGAGGCAGCUUACACACGCCUUCCAGUCCCUCUACUCAGAGCAGCCCGGAGACCGCUGCCGCUGCUACCACCGCUGCCACCUGAGGAGACCCGCCGCCCCCCCUGUCGCCGCCUCCUGCGAGUCCUUCUUAGCACCCGGCGUUUCAUGCACAUUGCCACUGCCAUUAUUAUUAUCAUUUCAAGACAAGGAAAAUAAAAGAAGAUACCAGCGAAAAGAACCGCUUACACCUUUCCGAAUUACUCAAGUGUCUCCUGGAAAGAGAGGGUCGUUGUCCCCGGAGGAGCAGCCGAAGGACCCGUGGGCUGGUGUUGACCGGGAGGGAGGAGGAGUUGGGGGCAUUGCGUGGUGGAAAGUUGCGUGCGGCAGAGACCCGAAGGUGCAGCGCCACAGCCCAGGGGACGGUGUGUCUGGGAGAAGACGCUGCCCCUGCAUCGGGACCCGCCAGUGCGCGGGCACCGCGGGGCCCGGGACGACGCCCCCUCCUGCGGCGUGGACUCCGUCAGUGGCCCACCGAGAAGGAGGAGGAAUAUGGAAUCCAAGGGGGCCAGUUCCUGCCGUCUGCUCUUCUGCCUCUUGGUCUCCUCCACGGUCUUCAGGCCAGGCCUUGGAUGGUAUACUGUAAAUUCAGCAUAUGGAGAUACCAUUAUCAUGCCUUGCCGACUUGACGUACCUCAGAAUCUCAUGUUUGGCAAAUGGAAAUAUGAAAAGCCCGAUGGCUCCCCAGUAUUUAUUGCCUUCAGGUCCUCUACAAAGAAAAGUGUGCAGUACGACGAUGUACCAGAAUACAAAGACAGAUUGAGCCUCUCAGAAAACUACACUUUGUCUAUCAGUAAUGCAAGGAUCAGUGAUGAAAAGAGAUUUGUGUGCAUGCUAGUAACUGAGGACAACGUGUUUGAGGCACCUACAAUAGUCAAGGUGUUCAAGCAACCAUCUAAACCUGAAAUUGUAAGCAAAGCACUGUUUCUAGAAACAGAGCAGCUAAAAAAGUUGGGUGACUGCAUUUCAGAAGACAGUUAUCCAGAUGGCAAUAUCACAUGGUACAGGAAUGGAAAAGUGCUACAUCCCCUUGAAGGAGCGGUGGUCAUAAUUUUUAAAAAGGAAAUGGACCCAGUGACUCAGCUCUAUACCAUGACUUCCACCCUGGAGUACAAGACAACCAAGGCUGACAUACAAAUGCCAUUCACCUGCUCGGUGACAUAUUAUGGACCAUCUGGCCAGAAAACAAUUCAUUCUGAACAGGCAGUAUUUGAUAUUUACUAUCCUACAGAGCAGGUGACAAUACAAGUGCUGCCACCAAAAAAUGCCAUCAAAGAAGGGGAUAACAUCACUCUUAAAUGCUUAGGGAAUGGCAACCCUCCCCCAGAGGAAUUUUUGUUUUACUUACCAGGACAGCCCGAAGGAAUAAGAAGCUCAAAUACUUACACACUGACAGAUGUGAGGCGCAAUGCAACAGGAGACUACAAGUGUUCCCUGAUAGACAAAAAAAGCAUGAUUGCUUCAACAGCCAUCACAGUUCACUAUUUGGAUUUGUCCUUAAACCCAAGUGGAGAAGUGACCAGACAGAUUGGUGAUGCCCUACCUGUGUCAUGCACAAUAUCCGCUAGCAGGAACGCAACUGUGGUAUGGAUGAAAGAUAACAUCAGGCUUCGAUCUAGCCCGUCAUUUUCUAGUCUUCAUUAUCAGGAUGCUGGAAACUACGUCUGCGAAACUGCUCUGCAGGAGGUUGAAGGACUAAAGAAAAGAGAGUCAUUGACUCUCAUUGUAGAAGGCAAACCUCAAAUAAAAAUGACAAAGAAAACUGAUCCCAGUGGACUAUCUAAAACAAUAAUCUGCCAUGUGGAAGGUUUUCCAAAGCCAGCCAUUCAAUGGACAAUUACUGGCAGUGGAAGCGUCAUAAACCAAGCAAAGGAAUCUCCUUAUAUCAAUGGCAGGUAUUAUAGUAAAAUUAUCAUUUCCCCUGAAGAGAAUGUUACAUUAACUUGCACAGCAGAAAACCAACUGGAGAGAACAGUAAACUCCUUGAAUGUCUCUGCUAUAAGUAUUCCAGAACACGAUGAGGCAGACGAGAUAAGUGAUGAAAACAGAGAAAAGGUGAAUGACCAGGCAAAACUAAUUGUGGGAAUCGUCGUUGGUCUCCUCCUUGCUGCCCUUGUUGCUGGUGUCGUCUACUGGCUGUACAUGAAGAAGUCAAAGACUGCAUCAAAACAUGUAAACAAGGACCUCGGUAAUAUGGAAGAAAACAAAAAGUUAGAAGAAAACAAUCACAAAACUGAAGCCUAAGAGAGAAACUGUCCUAGUUGUCCAGAGAUUAAAAUCAUAUAGACCAAUUGAAGCAUGAACGUGGAUUGUAUUUAAGACAUAAACAAAGACAUUGACAGCAAUUCAUGGUUCAAGUAUUAAGCAGUUCAUUCUACCAAGCUGUCACAGGUUUUUAGAGAAUUAUCUCAAGUAAAACAAAUGAAAUUUAAUUACAAACAAUAAGAACAAGUUUUGGCAGCCAUGAUAAUAGGUCAUAUGUUGUGUUUGGUUCAAUUAUUUUUUUUCCGUAAAUGUCUGCACUGAGGAUUUCUUUUUGGUUUGCCUUUUAUGUAAAUUUUUUACGUAGCUAUUUUUAUACACUGUAAGCUUUGUUCUGGGAGUUGCUGUUAAUCUGAUAUAUAAUGUAAUGUUUUUAUUUCAAUUGUUUAUAUGGAUAAUCUGAGCAGGUACAUUUCUGAUUCUGAUUGCUAUCAGUAAUGCCCCAAACUUUCUCACAAGCACCUAAAACCCAAAGGUGGCAGCUUGUGAAGACUGGGGACACUUACAUUGCCCUAAUCAAAAACUGUGAUUUUUAUCACAAGGGAGGGGAGGUCGAGAGUCAGACUGACAGACACCAUAGGAGCCGACUCUUUGAUAUGCCACCAGCGGACUCUCAGAAGUAAAUCACAGAUGCAUAUAGACACACAUACAUAACGGUACUCCCAAACUGAUAAUUUUACCUAUACUGAAAAAGACAUAAAACAGAAUUUGGUAGCACUUACCUCUACAGACACCUGCUAAUAAAUUAUUUUCCGUCAAAAGAAAAAACACAAGUGUGUGUGAGAGACAGUUUGGAAAACUCAUGGUCAACAUUCCCAUUUUCAUAGAUCACAAUGUAAAUCACUGUAAUUACAAAUUGGUAUUAAAUCCUUUGGGUUAUCCACUGCCUUAAAAUUAUACCUAUUUCAUGUUUAAAAAGAUAUCAAUCAGAAUUGGAGUUUUUAACAGUGGUCAUUAUCAAAGCUGUGUUAUUUUCCACAGAAUAUAGAAUAUAUAUUUUUUUCGUGUGUGUUUUUGUUAACUACCCUACAGAUAUUGAAUGCACCUUGAGAUAAUUUAGUGUUUUUAACUGAUACAUAAUUUAUCAAGCAGUACAUGAAAGUGUAAUAAUAAAAUGUCUAUGUAUCUUUAGUUACAUUCAAAUCUGUAACUUUAUAAACAUGUUUUAUGCUUGAGGAAAUUUUUAGGGUGGUAGUAUAAAUGGAAACUUUUUGAAGUAGACUGGAUAUGGGCUACUUGUGACUAGACUUUUAAACUUUGCUCUUUCAAGCAGAAGCCUGGUUUCUGGGAGAACACUGCACAGCGAUUUCUUUCCCAGGAUUUACACAACUUUAAAGGGAAGAUAAAUGAACAUCAGAUUUCUAGGUACAGAACUAUGUUAUUGAAAGGAGAAGGAAAACUGGUGUUUGUUUCUUAGACUCAUGAAAUAAAAAAAAAUUAUGAAGGCAAUGAAAAAUAAAUUGAAAAUUAAAGUCAGAUGAGAAUAGGAAUAAUAUUUUGCCACUUCUGCAUUAUUCAGAAACAUACGUUAUUGUACAUUUGUAAACCAUUUACUGUCUGGGCAAUAGUGACUCCGUUUAAUAAAAGCUUCCUGUAGUGCAUUGGUAUGGAUUAAAUGCAUAAAAUAUUCUUAGACUCAAUGCUGUAUAAAAUAUUAUGGGAAAAAAAGAAAAUAUGUUAUUUUGCCUCUAAACUUUUAUCGAAGUUUUAUUUGGCAGGAAAAAAAAAUUGAAUCUUGGUCAAUAUUUAAACCAAAGUAAAAGGGGAAAAACCAAAGUUAUUUGUUUUGCAUGGCUAAGCCAUUCUGUUAUCUCUGUAAAUACUGUGAUUUCUUUUUUAUUUUCUCUUUAGAAUUUUGUUAAAGAAAUUCUAAAAUUUUUAAACACCUGCUCUCCACAAUAAAUCACAAACACUAAAAUAAAAUUACUUCCAUAUAAAUUUUAUUUUUUCUUUUGGUGUGGGAGAUCAAAGGUUUAAAGUCUAACUUCUAAGAUACAUUUGCAGAAAGAAGCAACAUGACAAUAGAAAGAGAGGGUUAUGCCACAAUUAUUUCUUGGUUUCCACUUGCAAUGGUUAAUUAAGUCCAAAAACAGCUGUCAGAACCUCGAGAGCAGAACAUGAGAAACUCAGAGUUCUGGACCGAAAGCAGAAAGUUUGCUGGGAAAAAAAAGACAACAUUAUUACCAUCGAAUGAGUGCCUGGAUAAAGAGGAAAGCUUACUUGUUUAAUGGCAGCCACAUGCACGAAGAUGCUGAGAAGAAAAAGAAUUCCAAAUCCUCAACUUUUGAGGUUUCGGCUCUCCAAUUUAACUCUUUGGCAACAGGAAACAGGUUUUGCAGGUUCAAGGUUCACGCCCUAUAUGUGAUUAUAGGAAUUGUUUUGGAAAUGGAUAACAUACCCGUCUAUGCCUAAAAGAUAAUAAAACUGAAAUAUGUCUUCA